Camellia sinensis is the source of this 1541-nucleotide messenger RNA. NCBI's taxonomy places the organism in Eukaryota, Viridiplantae, Streptophyta, Magnoliopsida, Ericales, Theaceae. The record is from RefSeq and is a predicted model, not a curated record.
AUGACGCUACGUUUGUUUAUACACUACAAAAAAGCCGAUGAAACUCCAAAGGACAUAUUCACAAAAUCACACAAGGAUCUCGUCAAACAGUGUGGUGAAUGGCUCACCACCACCUCAAACUCGUGCUCUGUGGUGGCUGCACUCAUUGCAACUGUGGCCUUCUCCACCGCAAGCUCCGUGCCCGGUGGCAAUUCAAGCGAAGGUAAACCAACGCUCGAGAACCAGCCUGCCUUCGACGUCUUUGCCAUCGCAUCACUGGUUGCACUGUGCUUCUCUGUGACUGCCUUAGUAAUGUUCCUCGCCAUCCUCACCUCUCGGCACCAAGAGAGGGAUUUCCGUACAAGCUUGCCAAGGAAACUUUUGUUGGGUUUAACUUCACUAUUCGUAUCAAUGACUGCAAUGCUCGUAUCUUUCUGUGCUGGACACUUCUUUGUCCUCAAAGAUGAACUGAAGGUUGUGGCAAUCCCGUUUGAAAUGAUACCAGACCCUGACCUUUCUAGACACCUUCUACUUGAACAGUAUCAGGCCCAACUAGUAUCUGCUGUCUGCACUGCAUUAGGCACGUCCUCUGGCCCUAUUCUUUUGGAGGCAGGCUUGCAGUUGGCUACAAAGAUACUAACGAAUGGGAUAAUUAGUGGAGAUCAAAUUGCAGUUAAGAGAAUAUUUUCAUUGAUAUCACAUCCACUGAACAACUUUGAGGAUCUUUACUAUCCAUCAUUUGCAGAAUGGGUAUCAUGCAAGAUCAAAAUAAGACUUUUAACCGCCCAUGCCUCUCUCAAAUGUUAUACAUAUGCCUUCUUGAGGAAAAAACAUGAUGGGGUUCCAGAUGAGUAUCUAGCUCAAUUACCAUUAUUUUCAGAAAGUUCAAGUGUACUGGGGAAGUACUGGAUCUCAAUUUUAAAUGACUACAGUUGUGUCUGCUUCAGAUUGCAUCUUAAACAAAAAUGGAAACCAUUCCUUGAUGGAAUUCAAUCACCUCUGGUUUCAACAAAGUUGCAGCCUUGUUUAGAAGAAGCCUGGCCUGUAAUCUUACAGGCAGUUGCACUGGAUGCAGUUCCUGUGCAUUUUGACAUGAAUCUAUCUUCCCAAACAACUGAGAAUAACUCAAAUAAUACCUUCAUCUCUGGAUACAGCAUGGUUCAAUUGAAACCAGAAGAAUUUCAAUUUCUGUGGGGCUUUGCUCUACUUGUUCUAUUUCAGGGACAAGAUCCAACCCUUUAUAAACAUUUGAUAUGCCUGAGUUCUGCUAAAGCCAAAUUUGGUGGUGACUCUCCAGUUGAAGAUACAAACCCUCUGGCUUUGAAGUUAUAUGAGAUUGUGUUACCAGUGUUCCAGUUACUCUACACAGAAAGUGUCACCGUUCAAGGCCCACCACAGAGCUUUUACCUUGUUUAGCAUGGGGCCUUCUCUUAAGAAGGGUAGGUAAUGGGUACUUUGACAUGUUUUUUGUUUGAAAUUAUCACUUUAUUUUCUUCUUUGGAACAUGUGUGUGUGUAUAUUAUAGAUGAUCAGGGUAAAUUAUAGGCCACUAAGUUACUUAA